AAUUUACAAGCAAGAAGCAUGGUAUUCUCCAGCUAGGGAGAAACGGGAGGCAUCUGGAUAUUUGGAAUACCGACUUGUAAAUGUACGAAAGAGAGCACAAAAAAGUGCACCAAUUGCAUCGGAGCCAAAGAAGACACCCAAAGCCACCAUGGGAGACUUAACAGAUGACUUGUCAGAAGAAGAUUGUGCUUCAAUGAAGACGUGGUUGAAGUUUAACAUUGAGCCAAAGGAUACUCUAGUCAGCUACAUGGCAAAAACUUGUAAAGCAAGAGCAUCUUGGCUCCGGGAAUACCAGAAAUCACCUAUCAAUGACUGGCCACGACUUCUGGACACACCAGGCAUGAUUCAGCAGGACUUCAGGAUUCUUUAUCCAGAGGUUGCAGAUAAGCUGUUCUUAGAGUGGCCCAAAAUAGCUCCCCUGGUACUGAAGUAUGCAGACCUCCAUAACCCGACAUGGCGGGAAUCUUUGACUGUUCCACAUCUCGCAUCUUCUGACUUGACAUGUCCUGCAGCAGAAGUGGAGACCAUGGCACUUCUUGCGCUUCCUCAAAUCAUGCCUCCAGGAAUGAAGAAGGUGGGGAAGCGUAGUAUGAGAUGCAGCAGGACAGAAUCAUCCAAAGCCUUCAUCAACAUCGGCCCAGUGGGGACAAACCUUCCAGAGUACGUAGAGAACUGCCAGCAAAAGCAACCUUUUGUGCUCGCCCUUGGGGACAUCCUCAAGCCAGAGCAAGUGUUCGUUAUUUGCGAUGGUGCUGCCUUGGAAGCAAUGUCUCUCAUUCACGGAGUGGACCUUUGCUUUAAGGCCGUCUAUAUUCUGUGGGUCAAUUAUCCUUGGGAGGCAGCCAACACUUAUGACUGUCUGCAGAAAGUCAAUUACAAGAUGGAUGAUGGAAACCCCAACUGCAAGACCACAAAGCCAUUUACUAAUGGUAACAAGUGA
Lytechinus variegatus (green sea urchin) is the source of this 940-nucleotide messenger RNA. RefSeq lists its product as uncharacterized. The coding region runs from base 149 to 940 and encodes 263 amino acids. NCBI's taxonomy places the organism in Eukaryota, Metazoa, Echinodermata, Echinoidea, Temnopleuroida, Toxopneustidae. The record is from RefSeq and is a predicted model, not a curated record. The transcript is spliced from 7 exons.